Nannospalax galili (Upper Galilee mountains blind mole rat) is the source of this 1559-nucleotide messenger RNA. RefSeq names its product cyclin C (gene Ccnc). Bases 247 to 1098 code for a protein of 283 amino acids. Gene Ontology annotation, biological process: positive regulation of transcription by RNA polymerase II. The transcript has 12 exons. NCBI's taxonomy places the organism in Eukaryota, Metazoa, Chordata, Mammalia, Rodentia, Spalacidae. The record is from RefSeq and is a predicted model, not a curated record. Gene Ontology annotation, molecular function: cyclin-dependent protein serine/threonine kinase regulator activity. Gene Ontology annotation, cellular component: mediator complex; nucleus.
UCGUGUUUGCUAGCUUCCUCUGCUACUUGGGGGAGCCGGAACUUUUGUCAGCAGGAACCUGUAUACACCGUUCAGUGUUGUCGACCGACGUGCAGGCGAGGGAGUGUUGUUCUCUUCCUCUGGCCCGCGGCGGACCAGAGCCGAGCGAAUCUGACCCUGGAACGCAGUUUUCUUGCGGACUGUGCCUAUGGUCGCUCCGCCGGCCGCUAUCCGCUGGUGGUUCUGUAUCAGGGCAAGCAGUGUUCCAUGGCAGGGAACUUCUGGCAGAGCUCCCACUAUUUGCAGUGGAUUUUGGAUAAACAAGAUCUGUUGAAGGAGCGCCAAAAGGACUUAAAGUUUCUCUCAGAAGAAGAGUAUUGGAAGUUACAAAUAUUUUUUACAAAUGUUAUCCAAGCUUUAGGUGAACAUCUUAAAUUAAGACAACAAGUUAUUGCUACUGCUACGGUCUACUUCAAGAGAUUCUAUGCCAGGUAUUCUUUGAAAAGUAUAGAUCCUGUAUUAAUGGCUCCCACAUGUGUGUUUUUGGCAUCCAAAGUAGAGGAAUUUGGCGUAGUCUCAAAUGCAAGAUUGACCACUGCUGCUACUUCUGUAUUAAAAACUAGAUUUUCAUAUGCCUUUCCAAAGGAAUUUCCUUACAGGAUGAAUCACAUAUUAGAAUGUGAAUUCUACCUUUUAGAACUAAUGGAUUGUUGCUUGAUAGUGUAUCAUCCUUAUAGACCUUUGCUCCAAUAUGUGCAGGACAUGGGCCAAGAAGACAUGUUGCUUCCACUUGCAUGGAGAAUAGUGAAUGAUACCUACAGGACGGAUCUUUGCCUACUGUACCCUCCUUUCAUGAUAGCUUUAGCUUGCCUACAUGUAGCUUGUGUUGUACAGCAGAAAGAUGCCAGACAAUGGUUUGCAGAGCUUUCUGUGGAUAUGGAGAAGAUUUUGGAAAUAAUCAGGGUUAUUUUAAAACUAUAUGAGCAGUGGAAGAAUUUUGAUGAGAGAAAAGAGAUGGCAACUAUUCUUAGUAAGAUGCCAAAACCAAAACCUCCUCCAAACAGUGAAGGAGAGCAGGGUCCAAAUGGAAGUCAGAACUCUAGCUACAGCCAAUCUUAAAACAUUCUGAAGAAUUUCGUAGUGGACCACUUGGAAAUAAACCAUUGGACAGAUAUCAGUAAUGUCUUCAGUGGAACACAAGUGAAAAUGAAUAGCUUGUUUCUGUCAAGCAUAUUGGGAAUUGAUUUUAUUUUUGAAAAAUAAGUUUUCUUUACCUAAUUUGAAUCUAGUACAUAAUUGAUUCUCAAUUAUAAAAGUUUAGAAGGUUCUCAGGGGACCUAUACAUAUAUACACAUAUUUCAAAAUAAAGCAAUCUUUUUUCACAUAUAUAUAUAUAUAUGUGAAUAUGAUAUAUGUGGAUAUAUACAGUGUGUAUAUAUAUGUACACGCACACACACACACACACACACACACGUACCAAUGCAGUAAUAUUAGUUCUUGAUUUGGAUAAUAGAAGUGUUUAGCUUUUUAUUAAGGUAGGAAACAUAAAACAUCGUUUGUUUAAAAUUCUAUUUGAACAC